Vicia villosa (hairy vetch) is the source of this 2016-nucleotide messenger RNA. RefSeq lists its product as uncharacterized. The transcript is spliced from 10 exons. Gene Ontology annotation, molecular function: DNA binding. The record is from RefSeq and is a predicted model, not a curated record. Bases 1 to 2016 code for a protein of 671 amino acids. Lineage: Eukaryota; Viridiplantae; Streptophyta; Magnoliopsida; Fabales; Fabaceae.
AUGGGUAGCUUCUCACAGGUUGAAAAAGCAUGCAGAUCUUUGAAAUUUAUUGUGGUUGAAGAUCGUUUACAGCGAUUUGCCAUUAAAAGGAAGAUUGAACGAAGAUCGAAGCUACUGCGCAUGAGAACGAAGUUGAAGAAAGAACGGAUUACGAAUAUGUGCACUGAUUUGGCUGUGCAUGUACGGGACAAUGUUGCAUGCAUGUGGGAGAGUGAGAGCAAGGUGAAGAACAUAUCACGGGUAAGGCAGAAGCAGAUGGUUGCAAUCAAUUGGAUGCGGAGGCAUCAAGGAAUCAGAGCUGGAUUGAGGUUUGCUGUUGUUGAUGAAGUUCAGUUUGUAGCUGAUGUUAUGGGCAGUGAGGGAUUGGAUAUGAAACCCAGAAUGAUAGAAAUAUCCGAUGGAGUGUCUAUUGGGUGGAUACACUUUGAAAAUGAAAGCGACGAAGGAGCAUGGAGGGUGAUAGAUGGAUUGGUUGCUGAAACGGGGUACAAUGCAGAUAAGGCAAAAAAAGCUUCGAAGAAAGCGCGAAGAGUAAAAGAACAUGGGAAAAUACAUCGGGUUGAUCAAAUGGCUACGACAUCCGCCACUGCAGUUCCUCAACCGUCAAGUCAUGUCAAUGUUGUGAUUCUUGAUGUAAAGGAGGAGCCAAUGGAAGAAACGAUUGGGGAGAAGACGAUUGACAAUGUCAAUAGGGAUCCAGGGAUGGUUUCAAAGAAAAAUAUGGGUAAUAAACGAAGUGCAGGAAUUAAAGAAAAGGGAAAAAAGGCCGUGCGGGCAGGUUCAUCACGGGGAACAGUCCAUAAGCAUGUAUUGAGAAAGGGAAAUCAAUCAAAGAAAGGGAAAGGGAAGGCGUCGACUGAUAUUACAGAGGAGUUGUCGAAUGGGGCAAAAAAAUUCACUUGGAAAACUCGCAUUACAAACGGCAAAAAAAGUGCAAAAAAUGUGAUGCAUUUUCCAAAGGAAAUAGCUAAGAAAUGCCUCCGAGUAUAUCAGGAUGAAAUUAAAGUUGUAGACGCGGCAACUCGAAAGGUGUUCAACUGCAGCCUUCAUAAGGCGAGGAGGAAAGGAGUCCCAAGCACUUAUGAAAGGACGAUCGAGCAACUUGGAAUGGAGAGCAAUUGGGAAAGACUGAAGAGGGAGACUGAGAUUCGCAGGGUGUUGGAACUGAUUCAUGUUGUAGGGGAAUGGAGGAAAGUUUGGGAGAGGUAUAACCGCAGAAAAUGGAAGGGAUGCCUUUGGAGACGCGAAAAUGAUUUUAAGGCAAUAAUGGCUGGUCUUGCGAAACGUCGCACUUCAAUAGAAUGGAAGGCAGCAUGGCAAUCAAGCAAAUCUGGUGUGUACGGAAAGUGUUCUGCAAAUACUGAAGCAAAAACUGAAGAACAUGUAGUUGUUGGUGCCGGGGAAAGAAAAAGAAUGUCGAGAAGAGAAGCACAACAACAUGUGAUUGUAUUGUCUUUAGAUUCUGAAAGGGAAGAGAGGUAUGGCAAAAAAUUUAAUAAGCCGGAUAAGAGCAAAAUCAACCAAGAAGGACCAAGUAACAUUGCAAAAGAAAGGGAUUCUGACAGGAAGGGAAAAGGAGUUAUGGAAGAGGAUGAAGAUGACCACGUUUCAAUAUCAUCCGAUAAGGAAGGGCAUAAUGAUGAUUCGGUUGUAAUUCAAAAUGAAAAAAGUUGGAUUAAGGUGGUUACAAAACCACCAGCAAUGGGCACGCAAGUUCUUCAAAUUCCUGCUGAGGUCAUAACUGGGUGUGAAUUGGAAGGCAAGAAUACCAUUGGGCUGUAUGACACGAACAGACACCGGGCCUACAAUUGUAUGCUCAAGAAGAGAGAAGAUAAGAAUGAAAUGUUUCUUUGCAGGGGGUGGUAUGAGUUUGGGAAGAGAAGGACUUUCAAGAAAGGUGAUGUUCUGCAAUUCACCAUUAGGUACCCACCAGUCGAAGAAAUUCUGGCUUCUGUUUUGGAUUCUCAGAUUAUAUUAGUUGUUAACCCUUUUUUGAAUUGUGUUCAGUAUUUGUAA